Messenger RNA from Rhopilema esculentum, 1169 nucleotides. RefSeq names its product tRNA wybutosine-synthesizing protein 5. Gene Ontology annotation, cellular component: nucleus. Lineage: Eukaryota; Metazoa; Cnidaria; Scyphozoa; Rhizostomeae; Rhizostomatidae. Gene Ontology annotation, molecular function: histone H3K36 demethylase activity. The record is from RefSeq and is a predicted model, not a curated record.
AUCUCUUUCUGAAGUCGAGGUACUCCGUUGAUCAAGAUGGCGAUGAACGGAGAGUGCAUAGAUCAUUUGUUACAAGAACCAAAAUUAGAUGCAGUUAACCUAAACAGGAGCAUUCCGAUUGAACGAGUUGAAAGCAUCGAUAAUAUUUCUUUCAUUAGGGAUUAUCUUCAGGGUGGCAGGCCUUUGGUUAUCUCUGGUUUUGCGAGAAACUGGCCUGCAAUGCGAUGGACCUUAGGAAGCUUGAAAGAGAGAGUUGGUGAAAACAUUAUAAAUGUGAGGAGAAAUACAAAUGCAGACGAUUAUAAAGUUGGACAAAAAUACAAUAUAGAGAAAAUGACGUUUGGACACUAUAUUGAUAAUAUUUUGAGUGGUAAUAAGAAAGCAAAAAGUUCAUACAUGGCUGUUCAGAAUAUAAAGCAAGUCUUUCCUCAACUUGAGGAAGAUAUAGAGAUUCCUAGUUUCGUGGGGAAAAUGCAUGGUGGACCGUUUAUGUGGAUUGCGAACAGUGGUCAUUAUGAAUUUUGCCAUUUUGACCCUGAUGAUAAUGUUUUAAUUAUUUUGAAUGGCAAGAAGCAUGUAAAACUUUUUGACUGUGAUUUGGAGUCAAUGUAUCCAAACGAGAGAGGCUCAAAAGGAAGGACAAUCCAAUCGAAAGUCUUGAUUAGCCAGCCCAAUUACACUAAAUUCCCCAAUUUUCGUCAUUCAAAAUGUUAUGAGUGUACUAUUGAAUCUGGAGAUCUGCUCUUCUUCCCUGCUUUCUGGUGGCAUCAGGUUACUUCCAGUGAGACAACAAUAUCCGUGAAUAUGUUUUUUGGUGACAGUGGAGAGAAUGUGUUUCUAACUAAAGUUAUGUCCUCUAGCCAGUGGGGUGCAUUUCAGUACUGGCUACUCAAUAUCAUUGAGCAGAAUCGGGAUACUGUACAAUUUAAGAAAGUUUUGGAGCAUCUUCCAAGGUCACUAAAGGCUUUCCUUCUGAAGCAAUGGCAUGAAAUACCAUCUAAUGAACAGUUAGAAAGGCUAGUUAAAGUUGUCAAAAACUAUCUACAAAUUGAUGAACUCCCAGAGCCUGAGGUGGAAUGCAAACAUGCACCUCCAUUGAAGAUACGUGGACUGUUAUGGAGAUCUUGAUAGUGUACCAAAUAACUUUUCUUGUUUUGGAAUAACAUUCC